GCUUAGUUCGACCAUCACCAUCGAGUAAAUAUUCCCUCCGUUACCCUCGUCGUUGUGCCACAAUAGUUGGGUUGAGCGCUACCAACGACUGCCAAUGCUCAACAAUCCUCCGAGACCUGUUCUCAAUGUUUCCGUUGAUGCUCUCCAGGAUCUCGACGGUUCUGAGGCUUUGGCCGGCCUUUGGUUUCUGUUCUCCAAGUGCCAGUUCUCUUUGAACGAAGGAAGACGCCUUGAAAAUAUUUCAUGGCGCCUGUGGUCUCAACAGAUAGCUGGCAAGUCCCUUAAGUAUCGACCUUUGACGCCGGAUUCUCCCUCAGAAGGUGUCUUGACUCAUGGCUCAGGUACUAUCACGCCGUUGCUUUCCACAUUUUCUCCUCGACGACAGCCGAUAGGGAAAAUUCUUUGUGACUUCAUACCAAAUUUGCAACAAACGAUACAACCUUUGUAUCCCAAGCUUCGUCUGCCCUCCAGGCUGACAAAGGCUGAGCACGAAGUUAGACUUGCGUCUGUUCUUCCUACUCCUGCUGCCGAAUUGCUUUCGAUAUCCAUCAUACCCCCUACUCAUUCUAACGACGAAGCCGCUGCCAGAAAUAUUCCAUCGAUCGUUGCGUCUGCUUCAACUUCCCCGGCUUCUGGUAACAGUUCUUCCAAGUCGAUAUCUCCCACAAGUGGAUCGCAUGCUCUUCCGGGUGCACUUGCCUCACCUUUUCCACUAGUGGUCGUAGUCAAUCCCACUCCCAACCCGACGCCUCAUCCAACGCCACCGGCUACACCUGUCCUUCCGGUCGUCCUGGCUUCUGAUGCCGUUAGACACACGCACGUACCACUUCCACCACGAAUGUCCCCCGACUCGCCUACGUUGUCUCGAGACAGACGACAGCUCAACUUAACGUUAGCUACAACCCUUGAUUUAAUGCCCGCAUUUCAAACUCGAUCAUCUGCUCAACCUUCGAUCUUCGGAUCUUGCUCACCAGUUUCUAACAAUCUAUUGCCCCCUUCACCGUCUGCCAAUACAUCUAGUUCAAUCACCAGCACCUCUUCUGCCAACUCUAACUCCAGCCAUUUGACUGCCAGUUCAUCGACUUCCAUUCACUCGAAUGACACCCGAUCUCCUAAUGCGACGCUUAAGCCACAUGAUGCGAGAAAAUUCUUCCUUAAACUCGACGAACACAGUUCAGGUAGUUCUGACGAACCCUCUCCUAUCAGGCCUGAUAUUGCGACGUUCACCACCAGUAAAGUGGAUGCAGCAUCGAGUCGAGCUCACGGUUCUCCGGUAGCUGCUUUUGCGCUUGGAAGUUACUCGACUGGGAUGCAAAACAGUAAUGGAGAUGAAGGUCAUUCCAACCAACCACCUGGUCUUGCUUUUCAAUCCAGUGUCGGCCAGAGCUCCACGUCCGCUAGCGGAAGUUGGGGAGAGAGUGACGUUAGUGGUAGGCGUCGCCGCGGUCCCCCUUUGGCUAAGAGUAGUAAGGGCUCAAGCGGGCGCGCAUCCGGCUCCAGUGACGGCAGAAGCAGGAGUCGCAGCCAUGGACAAGCUCACGAUGGCCUUAUGAUGCGUAAAAAGGCACAGGCAUCCGUCGCGACGGGACGCAGAGGUCCUCGUUCGGGUGCAAAUGUAGUCCCCCCUCAAACGCAUGGUCAUACGCGUGGUCAGGGACCAGUCGCUAGUGGUGACUCGUUACAACUUGGGACAACUUUUUCAUCGGCGCAUGAACACAACCGAACUGAAGAAAAACCAACUCAGGUACAGCGGACCCAUUUAGUAACGCCAUCUCCCGGUCACCCCGUUCAAGUCCCACCGCCAAUGCACUCAACAACUCCGGCAAGGCGGACAACGUUCAACAUUGGUUCGCAAUCUCCCAGUGGCUCUCCGUCGAAUACGGAUCUAUCAACAUCUUCCCAAGCACAUACGAGAUCUCCUCCGCCUUCGAACGCCGGCCCAAGUAUCAGCUGUCCUCCGUUAGUAUCUCCUGAUAGGAUGCGCUUACAGGGUCAUUUGCCUGUGACUGAAGCUCGUGCUGGUCCAUUAUUGCGUUCGCCUCCUCCCAAUGUACCUUUCGUCGUCAGUUCUCGUCAGCCGCGCGGGCUUCCCCAUGCGGCAUCUAACUUAUCUGCUGCCGAAGCUGUAAUUCAAGCCCCGCGUACGAAAAGGGUUGUGCUUGCUGACGACGACGACGACGACUGGGAUGAAACAGAAACGGAUUUAGACAGUGAUUUUGAGGAUGACAGGAAGAGUGAUAUCGAUGCCGAGAAAGGCGGGACAUUAGUCGAGCCCGGAAUUAUAGGAGGCGGUGAUCAUAAUGAUGAUGGUGAUUGGGUUAGCGAAGAGGACGAACCGGAAUCUAGUCAGGCAAAUUUACCUGCUAAACAGAAUCCCCACCCUGCUCCUCCCCAAGCUCCAACCCAAAAUAAUAUAAAACGUCCCACUGGUGUUUCGAGACAUCAGUCACAACCUGAUAUACCUAAUACGGCAAUGGUAUCGAGGCAGAAAGAUCUAGAGCAAGGUCAACGACUUGAUCAACCUCGACUUCACCAGCGAUCCCAACAUCCCGUCGUCCAAUCUCGAACUUCACAUCGUAGCGAGCGUGACCAGGCACACGCUCUCAACGAUGCAAAGCUUAGGGAUGCUGCACUGGAAGCUCAGCGGCAGCGUGAAAUGUUCGCUAAGGUGCCGAAGCGGAGCUAUUCGAAUCUAUCAACGCGAUCACAAUCAGGUCUUUUGAGUCAACUUAUGAAUCCUGACCCUAACAUUUUCCCCGGAGAUCAUCCUUAUAGAAGAGGGUAUUCUGACGUUGCGGUUGGAGGUCGUACUGGUAAUGGGCUGGCUCGAUUAGGUAUGCAACCCAUGACCAACCUUACUGCUAAUGCGGGAGUAAGGAAUCAUAAAAGCAACUUGACGACCGGUGCGCCGGGGCCUUCUGCUACCCAGAGAGGUUCAACAUCUGCUGCCGAAUCUAGUACCAGUGUUGCAGCUUCGUCCGUUUCUAAAGUUGCGCCCUUGGGACCUACCAAAAGCGCUGUAGCUCUCCCCAUUGCUAAUUCUGUGACGGCGUCAAGUUACAAAGGGGAUCUCCAGACAAUUGCCGGUUUUCCGAAAGGAAAGCAGAGACAGAUAGAGCCUGAUAGCAAUGCAGGCGCGUAUCGACCUAAAGGACGCCCCCAGGACGAGGAAAUGGAAAUGGAAGAAGAAAGUGAAGAUGAUCGAGACCAAGCCUAUCAUAUUUCCAAGAGCGUUGCCGAACAGAAGCUAGCUGCCAUCGCAGAUAGACGGACUGCGAAGAAAGGGUCCAGUUCAGCUCAAGCGGGACCCCCUGCGGCACUCCCUCUACACCCUCAUCCUUAUCCAGCACCCCAGCCACAUCGUUCCAAAUCGCAAUAUAUCGCAAAUACUCACGAAAGGAUUUCUACACCUCCGGUUCAGGUUCCGCUGCCUCUCGGAUUCCCAUAUAACUUACCUCCGGCAGCACCCCCCUCCUCGCCUCAUACUACCCGACAAUUGAUGCUUCGAAAGGAAAUGCCAGAAAGUCUGCGUCAGAACCUCCUUUGGUCCAGAAAGAUCAGUAAUCAGGAAUUAAAUGGCCCGCGGAGAAACAGCAGUAGUGCAUUGAGUCCGACACUACAACCGUUAACAGCCAUUCCCACUGUGGUGCAUGUGACGAAGAAAAGGAGACCUGAACCUGGGGAAUCGAUCCCCCAAGAAGUGGAGGACGCUCGUUCCGAUGAGGAUAUUAUGGAGCCAAUAAGGCCAGUGGUGAUGCAACGAAAUCGAAGCUGGGCGGGCGGCGGGCGAUAAUAACCUUUGCUAUUUUGUAUACAACCGGAUUUUUCUCGCAACAAUGAACAAUGGACCAAAGGGUUACUUGAUGUCUUCUGAGUGCAAAGACUUGCACUUAUUUGUCUUCUUCCAUGGGUUGUUGCAUUUUGUAUUGUGUCUCUUCUUACUUCGCUCGUAAAUGUUUCUUAUUCUCCUUUACUUUUCCAAAUUGCAUUAACUGAUCACCGACUCAUCGUCGUUAUACAUACGCUAUACAUCCCUUACUACUUGCACACCACACCCCCUAUGCAUCGCUUUCCUCGUUUACUCUUAAAAUUGUACUCUAGUACUUACUCACUUGACAUUUCUGGAUUCGUUACCUUCACCGCUUUUCCUUUGUUAUAGGGCUUUUGUGCACAUCUAUCAUCCCUCAUUUCAACUGUACUUUCAGUGUAAUAAUACACAAUGCAUUUCCGUGAUGGUU
Messenger RNA from Lentinula edodes (shiitake mushroom), 4238 nucleotides. RefSeq lists its product as uncharacterized. The record is from RefSeq and is a predicted model, not a curated record. Gene Ontology annotation, biological process: regulation of nitrogen utilization; mitochondria-nucleus signaling pathway; negative regulation of transcription by RNA polymerase II. The coding region runs from base 95 to 3793 and encodes 1232 amino acids. The transcript is spliced from 4 exons. Gene Ontology annotation, cellular component: cytoplasm. Lineage: Eukaryota; Fungi; Basidiomycota; Agaricomycetes; Agaricales; Omphalotaceae.